UUGAAAAACAAGUUUUAUUAAUUUUUUUCUAUACGAAUUUACAAAACAAAACAAACAUGUGAACAUCAUGGCAUUACCCGGUAAAGUUUGGAGAUAAAUCUUAGAGAUAUAUUUUAAAUCUCCAGUCGUGAAGAAUGAUUAUCGCAUUGCAAACUCUAAUAUUCUUUCGUGAAUCUUUAUUGACUGCCAUAGAUCGGUUGCUACGUCCAUAUUACAAAUAUUUUUUGCUAUUUAACCAUAAUGGAAAUGUGAUCGAAGAUGACGACUCCGAGGACCAUGUAUUCGCGGAGUUUGAUGAUGAAAAAGGAGUUGUUUUUUAUCCACCAGUAUAUGCACAAAGGUAUGCAGCAGUCAGCGAUUGUCUCAUGGAUGACCGGUGGUGCGGGAAGUUAGAGAAGGUCGUAGAUCUUGGAUAUCAUGAUAUGAGCUUCAUAAAAUACCUGAAGGACAUGCCUGGUAUUAAGUGCAUCCUCGGUGUUGAUAUUGAAAGCAUACCUCUUCGUUGUUCAUCUGACAUGUUUGCUGCUGAUGAAUAUUCUCCAAAGAGGGAACAUCCAUUACAAGUAACUCUCUUUCAAGGCAAUGCUGCAGAUCCAGACUAUAGACUUAUUGGCUGUGAUGCAGUAGUAGCCAUAGAAAUGAUUGAGCAUAUGCUACCACAUGACCUGGAAAGACUUGUGCACACAGUGUUUGGUUUUAUUAAACCUAGGAUUGCUGUGUUUACAACACCUAACUCCGACUUCAAUACACUCUUUAAGGCUUUAGAAAAAAAUGGUCUUAGGAGACUAGACCACUUCUUUGAAUGGUCAAGGGAACAGUUUCAUGAUUGGUGUAGUAACAUAGUGUCCCGUUAUCCACAAUAUACAGUUUCCUGCAAGGGUAUUGGUCCAGGACCUACUGGUACAUUGCAUUAUGGCUGUUGUAGCCAAUUGGCACUAUUCAUCUCUAAGGACUAUCAUAAACAACAGGAUUUGAACUUGAAUAGCUUGGCUCUGGUUGCAAAUGCUCCAGAUUGUGACAAUGUACGUGAGUUGAUUGGCAGUUGGGAAUUACCUGAAAGCCCCAAGUGUCAUUCAGAGAACAAAAUGCUUUGUUUGCCAAACAAUGUGGAUUCCUUUAACGAGUUUGUAUUCUCGGAUAAGCAAUCAUGCGUAACCGUCCUCAUUUCACCCUCCUUCUCCCUGGAGACCCUCGAGUACCGCGAUAAGAUGUCACAGUGUAAUUUGGAUUUUGAAGUGGGCAAGAAUUUUCUUAUGUUUGACGAUGAGUUGUGCUUUGACGUGUUGGUGCCGCGAAGGAUAUUGAACAAUAGGGUUUAUGAGAUUGAGGAUAUAACUAGCAGAUUGAAUUGCACAACGUUGCAAGUGAAGAAAUUCUCAAAAACCACCCAAAAUAUGAUGGCGAGGAACAGAGUGGAUACACUUGUGCACACCAGAGAGGUGGUAGAUGAAAUACGGCAUUUGACUAAGAUGUUGAACUUUAAUAAGGAGUUCCUAAAUAAGGAACAAGGAGAUGGCACUUGGUAUAAUUUUAAUUGGGGUGAUAAUGCGCCCUAUUGGAACCAAUAUUAUACAAUUGUUCGAGAAUACAACUAUCCAUUUGAGAAUAAAUCAGAAGAAUGUCGUAUCCUAGAUUUGAUAUCUGAUGAAGUAAAUAGAUUUAUAGAUAUGCAGUAUGAUGAAGAGUUCUCAGUGGACGUUAAUAAGCUGGACAUACCAAUAGAUCAAUUGAUGAAGGUUGUCCAACACAUUACACAAGAUGUCGAUAGAGUUAAAGAUCUGUUGGAGUGGAAUGGCUAUGAAGUGGUGGGUGAUGUGGUGAUCCACUCACGGCUCAUGGUGGACAGUAGUUCUGUGAUCACCCGCGAUGCUGACUGGCAAGACAACGACACCAUUUCUGAUUGGGAUACUACUGAUAUACAUUCUACUUCAUUGUCUGAUGGAAGUACUACAGCCCCGGAGUAUCAUGGGCGUUGCUUGCGGCGUGCUCUCGACCACAAAGUGCGCAGGUUACGCUCAAUGUUAACCGCUGAUGAAGAUAUCGCCGGUGAAUUGGAUCGAGUCGUAUGCAGGCUUAUGAAACUGGCCCUGAGGACGAGCUACGGUCGCCAGGCGCCGCCGCCUUCACGAUGGAUGCAGUGUAAACUGUUCGACUUGCUCACACUCACUGAAAAGGCUAUCGAGCGAAGGAAGAAACACUUCAUUGACAGUUAUCCCUUGAAGGCUAUUGAUUAUGACUAUCAAGAGAAUAAAAUUGAGAAGAUUCUCAAUCUAACUAAACACAAAGACGACAACUCAACGAGAGCUUUAAUGGACAAGUAUCGUCCCUUAGUUGAUUCUAAUGGAAUCAAAGAAAUUAGAGAAAAAUCAAUAGUUCACAAUUAUUUAAACUUAGGAAUGAUCGAUGAUGAUUUCAGCAUUACUAGUAAAGACGUAAAAGAAUUGGAUUUUAUUGAUGACUCGAUUCACUCACCUUCUCUGGUAGACACUUCACCUUUGGUAAACGAUGUUAUUUAUUGUGAUAAACUAUUUACAAAACCAAAUAAAGAAGAAAGUAGAAAACAGAGAAUACAAGCUUGGGUUGACGACGAUGUUGAAAUAUUUCCUUAUCCAAACUACGAUCCUGUAGCCGUUAUAAGUUUUGUUGGAGACACAGAUCCUAGUGUUUCCAAUUUGAUUCCAGAAAGUUUUGUGAAAUAUUGCCACCCAGAAAAUAAAGAAAAUGACAUCAGCGAGGUUCAGUAUUUGACAGCAAGCGAGAGGAGCUUUAGUGAUAGUAUCUAUGAAAAUGUUAAUGUUUCGGCUACAGAAGAAAGUUUACUAAUAAAUAUAGUAACAGAUGAUAUAGAGGAGACGAUUGCCUUACGGCGAACUAUUGGCACUAACGCAGAAGACGAAUUGGAUAUUUUGAAACCUUGCACUGUUCUUUGUAGUAUGGCAAGCAUCCUUAAAAAUGAUAAUGGUUUUUGUUACAAGUCUGAAGUUAAUACUGAAAAUAUCCAUUCACAAACUAUAUUUUUGUAUGAUAUAAAUGAACCUAGUACCUCUAAGGGUGUCCGCCACAUAAGUAUGGACGUACAAUGUGGGCCAGACAUAAUAACCCCGGUGUGCCCCAUGUCUUCUACAACAACAUCAGUCACAAGGGUACCUAAAAUAUUUACAACAGGAAUAAAAAUAGGCGAUUCCUUUACAAAUAUAAGAACCCAAAAUAGCAUUGAUUUUGGUACUUCUACAAAUGAUUAUAAUGAACAUUACACAAUUAUUUACCCAACGACAAGGUCGAACGGUAUUGAGAAGAUAAUAGAUUCUGAUUUAAUAAUUAAUGAAAAAGUCGACUGUGCCACGAUGAUUACUGACAGCAUUAUGAAUCAAAAUGUUUUUUGUACUGAAACGAAGCUGAUUAAGCCCAUAUCUAGUAGUUUAUAUGAAGAAGAAUCAGUCUCAGAGUUUUAUAAUAGCAAAGUUGCUGAAUGCUUUUCUAAAAAUACCAGUGAAAUACGACUAAAAUCAACUGUAAGCAAAGAGGUUGUACAUGAUAAAUAUUGUACUAGAUGCAUUCGACCAAAGCUUCGUUGCGGCGGUGUUCAUGUUCAUAGUUAUCGGGAUAAGCAAGUAUAUGAAGAUGUUAUUUAUCAAGGAGAAUGGCAGCAACAUCGGCCGAAGGUUUUAGCUAGCAAACGAACUAUUUAUGAUACAGGUACUGGAAAAAAAGUUAGUGAAACGAUGAAGAAAGCGAAGAUUAAUUCCAAAGAAAAAAUACAUGGACCUAUUAAAAUUAAAUUUGAGCACAAGAAAAAUAUACUAAUGCCUGUCUUUGAAAUGAAUAAAGUAACAAAAGAGCUUAGCGACACGAAAAUGCCUACGUCUAAUAACAUAAUUAAAUAUAAUAAAAAUAUUUUUAAGGUAUGUUUAGCGUCGUUCUUUACUAAUUUAACUACUUCAAAGAUAUUAUUUGAGAAAUAUAGUAUAUACGUUUUAUGCAAUUUUUCAGAUAGGAUUGGCCCAUCAAAAAACUUUAAACAAGUUCUUACUUAUAAAAGAAAUAUGUCGACAACUGCUAAAAAAGAAAGUAAAAAUUUGGCUAAAUACAGAAAGAAGAAUAAUAUACCAAUGGACUUAAAGAACAAUCCGAUCACCCAAAACAAAUAUAUGAAUGGCUUAAAGAAUUUAAAUCAAAAUAUAGACUCUGUUAAUACAGUACUGAAAGUUAACAAAGAAAAACCUGUUGGACAAGUGGCACCAUUAGUUCGAUUAAAAACUAAAGAUAUUAAUAAAGAGUUGUUAAAAUUUACUGAUAUACCACGAAAUAAUAUGAAUUACAUUGUAUUCCGUAAUGAAAUUGAUAAAAAUGCUGAUUGUGAAUCUUCAUUUAGUACCAAUAAAAAUAUUAAAACAAAAGAAACCGAGAAUAAAAGACCCUAUAGCCCACAAUCGCAGAACAGUUCGACCUAUUCUUCUCCUAAUAGUGUGGCAACUGUUAGAGUUGCUUCAAACCGAUCUAACAUUUAUUCCAGUAGAAGAUAUUCGUUAUCUAAUGAAAUGACUUUAGAGAGUAGCCAACCAGAUAUUAAUAACGUAUCUAUCAUCAGAAAUAAGAAAUAUACAAAGAAAUGUAAAAUCGCUAAAAAGACUGAUGACAAAGGAAAUGAUAAGGAAAACAUUCCGGAGUCGUCUACAAAGUAUAAAUUAAUUAGUAAGAAAAAUAAGAAUACAACUAAUUUUAUUGUAAGAAAUAAAAGCAUUUAUAGAGCGCAGUUUAAAACUGACAAUAAGACUUUACAGAACAAUAUAAUGUCAAAACAAGUUGAUCAAACUGCUAUAGUAUCCAAAGUUAUUAUGCCGUUACAUACGGACGAUAUUGAAUAUUCUUCCGUUUCAAAAAAUAUAUCUUUGAUGCAAACUGAAUCAACUAAAGGAGAGCAAAUAAUAGCAGAUACUAUAGUAGCAACAAUCUCCAAUCAAAUACAUUGCCCAAAUACACAAGUCGAUAUUCCUUCGGUAGAUAGUGCUGAGACAAAUUGCAAUAUUGUUGAAGAUCCUCAAGCCUUAAAUAGACAUGAUAAUUGUGAUGAUAUUUUUUAUGAUAUGAGGCUCUUGGUUGAAGAAUGUCUAAAUUUAGAAAAGAGGUACUUUGUUGGUUGUGAUGAUUCUGUAGAUUCUGAAUCUCUAUUUUUGAGUUCCGAAGAUAUUUAUAAUGCGAGUAUUAACGAAGAUUCCUCUCCUACCAGUUAUAGAACCGUUAUUACAAAUGAAGAUCUAAACAAUUCUUUACAAAGUGAUUUGGAUAAUACUAUGAACCAGACUUUUGAUUCCAUUUUAGGUGAAGAUUCUAUAUUGACCGUGCCUGGUAGUGGAUUAACUAUAACAGAUUUAGAUCUAAAUUCGUUUAAAUCUAUUACAUGUUCGAGAAAAAUAUCCGAAAAUGUAUUGGCUGCUGGUCAGAACAAUAAUACUCAAAUUCCAACUGAAAGUUCUGUGCGAGACUUAUUCGAGAGAAAAAAUCUGCUUUUAAUUCAAAAUCCCGCUGGAGCUCUGGCUCUUCAAGCGUUUAGUGGUUAUUCUGUAAACAUCGAACCGAUAGUUGGCGAUCGACCCGAUCGUGUCAAUUUUAUUGAUUCAGAAACUGGAAGUGUUGCUUUGGAUGUAGCUAGGCAAGUUACAUCAGAGGAAGUUUUCAUAUCUGGAAGAUCAUCCACCAGUUACGAAUCCUGUUUAACUGACGAUGACGCUGUACUUCCGUAUUGGCUCUUUCAUAUCAUCAGUCAACAAUCUGUAUGGUUAGUCCAAGAAGAACUAGAAGAACCACACUCUGAACUGCCAUUGGCUAUGCCCGAGCCGAUGCUUGACCCAAAUGGCAAUACGCUGGGUGGUGUGGGAGUAGCGGUAGGUGCAGGGGACGGACAUGGUAUGCACAGCGACCGCUCGCAGGACAGCUCUGGGCGAGGCACUUCCCUCAGUUCCACUGGAACCUCGUCGGGAGUGCAGAGUGAGGUGAUACUUAUUGAUCCGUCGGCUUUUACUGCACAAUUCGAAUUGUUACGAGAUUCCAUGGACAAUAAUGCAUCGGUACCUACCAUUUCGAUAACAAACGCAGAUAUGCCGGAUGCAUCAUUCGUGAUAAUUGAAGGUGGCGUACACCACACUGGUCCCAUUAGUCUGGAUGGGCGUAGGAACCCUGUGGUAUCUCAGCUUGCAGCCAGCGAUGUGGACGCAGACAUCAGUUCUCUUGACACCGAUGCUCCAGAUUCCUCGGACAACUGAUUAAUUCCAUAAUUGUGACGUUGCAAAUUAUAGUGAUACGUUCGUGGCACAUACUGUAAAUACGUUACCUUUAUUUCUCAU
Molecule: messenger RNA, 6341 nt
Organism: Achroia grisella
Lineage: Eukaryota; Metazoa; Arthropoda; Insecta; Lepidoptera; Pyralidae
Gene: Hen1
Exons: 23
Coding region: 135-6260 (2041 amino acids)
Biological process (GO): siRNA processing; piRNA processing; RNA methylation
Cellular component (GO): nucleus; cytoplasm
Molecular function (GO): S-adenosylmethionine-dependent methyltransferase activity; O-methyltransferase activity; RNA methyltransferase activity
Source: RefSeq, a predicted model, not a curated record